AUGAGAAGGCCACGGUGCACAAGAACGAAGGCGAGGCUGGUGAAAUGCGAGGCUAAGAUCAAGGCGUAUGAGAAUGGGAGGCUUCAGAAAAUGCAAGAGCAGGCGGGCAUCAAGGUGGAGAUGAACGGCGAGGCUCCCACCGGGAUCUUGUCUGGGAAAACCAAGGCGAGGAAGGCGAAGACAAGGCUAGAGGCGGUGAACUAUCAGGGGAAGCAGCACACGGGGGCGAAGGAAGCUCUUAAAGCGGCAUCCGAGUUUUACCUGGACCUGUUUACAGCUAAGGCAGGGCCGGGGGGCUUACCGGUGGACUUCAAACUGGAGAGAAGCUUCCCAUCGGAGGAUGCAACGGCGCUACGCGCACCAUGGGAGGAGGAGGAAAUCAAGUGGGCGCUGGCGGAAAUGGCGACUGGAAGCGCAAAGAAGGCAUCUCGGUGUGGACAUUACGGGGCAGGGAAGCUAACGUACCUGGGCUACGCAGACGAUACUACCUUUCUGCUGAAAGGGCGAACGCAGCUUGGCAUGGCGGAAAAGCUGCUCCGGGACUUCGAGCAGAUGUCGGGGCUGGAGGCAAACUGUGACAAAACUGUGGUGAUGCCACUCGGAAGACAGCGGGAUGAGCCGCCGCUGCCGGUCUCUCCCUUCAAAUGGACGGCGGGGGAUGAGCCUGAGCGCCUGCUAGGGGUAUGGAUCACAUCGGGAGGGGACGCAAAGCCAUCGUGGAAAAAGGCACUGCGGAGGAUGGAGACGGAGCUUAAGAAACGGGAAGAGAAAUAUCUUACUAAGACAGCACGUGUAGCGGUGAUCAAUGCGUACGUCAUGCCCAUUGCGCCUUUUCAGGCGCAGGUGUAUCCCCCACCGGACACCAUAUGGGAGGAGCUCCGGAGGCUGUGUCACGCUUUCGUGUCUGGAGGAAGGGCGAGUGUGGGGCCCGGCGGGCUCCUGAUUGAGGAGUCCUCCCUAAGGAGAACCCUAGUGGAGAAGGCGGCACGCCUCCCUCUCGGCUACGUGUCAUUCUAUGCGCAUGAGGCCCUGCUCAAGGCGUGGGGGGGGGGGAGGAGUGAGCGAUGGAAGGCGAUUGCGGCCGUAGUGAUGGCGUCCCCUAUCGCCCGCGACCUGCCAAGCAAAACCAGAUGGGAUGUGGAGAAGGAGCAGGUUGUUCUCAAGUGA
Messenger RNA from Closterium sp. NIES-65, 1167 nucleotides. The record is from the annotation of a GenBank genome assembly. Lineage: Eukaryota; Viridiplantae; Streptophyta; Zygnematophyceae; Desmidiales; Closteriaceae.